UGUUUGACCAAUCAAAAGCCGUUAUAUUCAGGUAUAACCACUUUAUCGUCAUCACCGCUCUACCAUUUGCCAUACCACCUGCCUUACCAUUCACGGCCUUGUCGCGUGAAAAUCAAUUCCGAACAACUUGUCAAUAAAAAAAAAAAUUAAUCACACCGUCGCCGAACCCUCUGACCGACCGUCAGUUUAUCCUUUCCCAUCCCACGAUUCGGCGAUUUCUAAUCCCAUCCCAUGUGUCUUUUUUCAAUCUAGCUCACUCAUCUCGACGAAGCAACCGCAUCCAUCACAAGCUUCUUUUUACCUUCGUCACCCUUUCAUCCUCGUUCUUGGCGCUAUCGGCGAAAAAGUCCUUAAUCAAUUUAAUUUGCGGGCUUUGACCGAAGAAGAAAAUAAACCAUCGCCAUUAACAUCUAGCGGUGACCGAUAUCUAUUUCCUGUAUCGGCGACGAAAAUAACGACGAUACUUCUCGAUCGUAUCAGCGAAGUCAAAAGAUAAGACAAGCACAAGCGCAGCCAUGGACCGAGGCGAUUCCGUCAUUCUAGACGCCUUACAAGGCAUCCUCCCCGAACAAACCAUCGAGCUCCUACGCGCCCACAUCCAAGACCCGCAAUCAUUACUUCCGGCACUAUACCAGCAGACCGCCUCUUUCGCAUCAAAGAUCACAGCCUUCCUCUCGCCCCUCCUAGCACCUCUCUUCGCGCGUCUCCUACAAGCUCUCCACGAUUCCCCGGAUCUCGUAAUCCUAGGUGUAGUCCUAGCAGCCAUAGUCCUAGCUCUCCAAAUCGUAUCCUGGAUCCAUCGGACCAUGAUGUACGUCACGCGUCUAGCCUUCCGCCUCCUAGGUUGGGCACUAGUCUUCGCCUUAGUAGCUGUGGUCUGGAGACGUGGACCUGAGGCUACGGUGCGGGAUUUGGUGGUUGUGGUUAGUAAGAUCGCGGGGUACGUUGCGGUUGUGAAGGAUAUUUGGUGGGUUGAGUAUCAGAAGUUUGAGGCGCAGACGCGUCAGGGUGGCACGAUGGGAGGAGCUGCGGGUGCGGGUGUGAAUGCUGGGGGUCAGAGGAUGCCGUCGAGUGGGUUUAGGUCGAGGAAUUCGGGGUGGUGAUUACGUUACCUUAAUUCAUUCAUUCUUUGACGACCGUGAUGAUGAGAAGAGGAAGAGAACGAAGAUGUUUUGUUGGACAUGGACAUAUUCACCGGCAUGGGGAUUAGGGUAGUAUCCACGGAUUAUGAUUCUUUGCAAAAAAGGGAUUUUCUUUUGGAAGGGGAUAAGAAAGGGAGCACGGCACGGUACGACACGGCUUGGGACGAAUAAGAGGUCAAUCGUCGUUUAAUGAAUGUCCAUGGGUUUUUCGUUUGGGAAAUGGAUGGAUCAUGACUUAAGGAAAUGUUCUUUUAUAGAGAAUGAAUACCAGAAUGAUGUGCCAAAUUU
Hypoxylon trugodes is the source of this 1430-nucleotide messenger RNA. RefSeq lists its product as uncharacterized. The record is from RefSeq and is a predicted model, not a curated record. The coding region runs from base 516 to 1103 and encodes 195 amino acids. Lineage: Eukaryota; Fungi; Ascomycota; Sordariomycetes; Xylariales; Hypoxylaceae. The transcript has 2 exons.